Castor canadensis (American beaver) is the source of this 1710-nucleotide messenger RNA. NCBI's taxonomy places the organism in Eukaryota, Metazoa, Chordata, Mammalia, Rodentia, Castoridae. The record is from RefSeq and is a predicted model, not a curated record.
AUGAAAGAAGACUCUGAAAUUGCAGUGGGAAUUCUUCAAACCCAAUUACAAGAGCUAAAUGAGAAGAUGGUAGCCUUGUGUAAUGAUCAAGAGUUCUGUAAGGCCAGAGAACAGAAUCUGAGUAGUCAAGUAGAUUCUCUUGAACUUGAGAAGAUUCAGUUGCUACAGGACCUUGAUGAAGCCAAAAAUAAUUAUAUUACUUUGCAGUCUUCUGUGAAUGGCCUCAGGCAAGAGGUUGAAGCUGGCAAACAGAAAUUAGAGAAGAAGGAUGAAGAGGUCAGGAGGCUAAAACACCAACUGCAAGAUGAAGAGCACCUUGUCUCUAAACUGUCCCAGCUGGAGGGAGAGCAGCAACUUUGGCAGAAGCAGAAACUAGAACUGGGAAAUCUGACAGUGGAAUUGGAGCAGAAGGUCCAAGUGCUGGAAUCCAAAAAUGACACUUUGCAGAACACCUUUGAAGCCCUGCAGAACUCUUAUAAGGAUGUAGAGAAUGAACUAGAAUUGACGAAAGUGGAAAAAAUGUCCUUGGCUGAAAAAGUUAACACGAUGACUAAGAAGGAAACUGAGCUACAGAGGGAGAUACACAGGAUGGUACAGAAAGCGACAGAGCUGAAAGAAGAACUUAGUGGAGAGAAAAAUAGGUUAACUGAAGAAUUAAAAGUGCUGUCAGAGGAACUGAAGAGCAGCAAAAUGGACCAUCUUAAGUCCAUAAAUCAGCUGAAGAAGGAAAAUGAGCGUGCCCAGGGGAAAAUAAAGUUGUUGCUGAAAUCCUGCAAACAGCUGGAAGAAGAAAAGAAAAUGUUGCAGAAAGAACUCUCUCAGCUCGAAGCUACACAGAAGCAGAAAACAGGCACUGUUGUGGAUGCUAACGUAAAAGAAUUACAGACGGAGAUCAAAGAGCUGAAAGAAACACUUGAAGAAAAAACCAAGGAGGCAGAAGAAUACUUGGAGAAGUAUUGUUCCCUGCUUAUAAGCCAUGAAAAGUUAGAGAACGCGAAAGAGAUGUUAGAAACGCAAGUUGCUUAUCUGAGUUCCAAGCAAUCCAAACAUGAUCUCCGAAGCUCUCCUUUGCAAAACUCAGUUGUUCCAGGAUCAUCUCCAGUUCCUUCGGCUGCUGAGAAGCGGUCAUCAGCUGGCCAAAAUAAAACUUCUGGCAAGAGGCAGAGGUCUGGUGGGGUAUGGGACAGUGGAGGAGGGUCAACACCUUCCACUCCAGAGACAUUUUCUAAAAAGAGUAAGAAAGCUGUCAAAAGUGGUUUUCACUCUGCUGGUGACAAGGAAGAUACUGAGUUUGAGCCAGAGGGACUUCCAGAAGUUGUAAAGAAAGGGUUUGCUGACAUCCCUACAGGAAAGACUAGCCCAUAUGUCCUAAGGAGAACAACCAUGGUGACCAGGACCAGCCCCCGCCUUGCUGCACAGAAGCUAGCCCUGUCCCCGCUAAAUCUGGGCAAAGAAAAUCCUGCAGAGUCCUCCAAACCAACAGCUGGUGGCAGCAUAUCACAAAAGGUCAAGGUUGUGCAGCAGCGUCCAGUGGAUUCAGGCACUGCCCUGGGAGAGCCCACCAUGAAGUCACUCUCAGUCAAUAACCUAACUGAGCGAAGCUUAGCGGACAGCCCCAGAGAGGGCCUGAGAGCCAAGCGGGGCCGCCUUGCCCCCAGCCCCGAUACUGGACUUGAGCCCAAGGGCAAUGAAAACUGCAGGGUCCAGUGA